UUGUCCUAAAAUGGUGGCAAUGGGGCUGCUAUAGGAAAGGCCAGAGCUGGACGGUCACCAUGGCAACGCGGAGAAUGAACGAACUAUUCCGGGUCACGGACGGCUGACCUUUCCAGCGGAGAAGCCGGUGCAGCGUCUGCCAUUUUGUGAGGAGCCUCCGAAGCGGCGCACGGAGGAGCCGGAGCCCCAGCCGAGACCAUGUUGCCGGUCCGUCCACCAGCGGCCUCCACGCUAACUCUGCUCAGACAUCACGCUCCCGUAAGCGAACCCCAGAACUGAAUCGCAGGUUGGAGGGACCGGGAGAAGCUCGAGUGCGAUUUACAAAGCCCAUUCGAAGCUGUGCCCUCCGCCAUUUUGGAGGCGCAGCUGGCGGUGUGCGAAGUGGCUUUGUGGGCAAUUAAAGAAAGGGCCGCGACGGCGUUGGUUCGGGAGGUGCCCGGUCUCGGUUUCUGUUGGGUGCGGAGGCCGCCCUCCCCCCGCGAUGAGCGGCCGCGCACGACGCCGGUGAAUCCGCAGUGCGCAGGAGCGGAAGUGGGAGAGCUUGUUUUGGGAGACGCAGACCCAGAGGUCGAGACGGGACGUCCUUCUAUUCUGAGGCUGCGCCCGCUGGUCCUAGACUCUCCCACAACUGGAAACAUCCUCUCCAUGUCUGCACUAUCCAGGCCUUUCAAUAUUCGGCUGCCCAAUAGUAACAGGGAUAUUGAGGAGCAGAUAAGGAAACAGAUCCUGGAAAGGGUUGUUUGUCCAUGGUUCCCGCAUUCUCACCUCGUUGGAACUCAAAAUGAGAAUGAUCUUGGACUGUACUUGGGUCUGCAGUAUGCUUCAUUCCCAGUUUUUCCAGUUUGUUAAAUCUUUAGCUGAGCACACGUCUUUAGUCCUGGUGCUGUAUGGUGUUUUCUGGCCAGUGCUUAAAAAUUAACUUGACAUGAAGAUGGAAGCAGCAGAGAAGGCAGACUUCUCUUCCCAGGAUGGUCUGGAGGAAACUGAGGCAUCGUCAAAAGGUAUUGAUACAAAAUCUGGUGACACCUGCAAGGAAGAUGAUGGGUCAUUUCCAAAAGAGACAGCAGCCAAAUUGACAAAAGAGAACAGUGAACAUCCAUUGAAAACAAGUGGGUUGUCUGUUGAGCCUUGCUUGUUAAUGGAACUUGGGCAAGACUCUUCUGAAUCUCAGCUUCCAUCUGCAGACAGCGAUAAACAGGCACCUGGCCGUACCUAUGAUAGCGACUCUUCUAAUCAGUGCAUGGUUUCCCCUUCUUCCAGCGGUCAUUUGGCAGACUCUGACACACUUUCAUCUGUAGAGGAGAACGAGGCACCCCAGGCAAAUGUAGCUGUGGAAGAGGAUCCUACAGGAGGAUCUGGUCCUUCAAUCGGCAGAAAAUCACGACGGUCUAGGUCCGAGAGUGAAACGUCAACCAUGGCUCCCAAAAAGAACCGUUCUUCAAAUGACAAGCAGAACGGCCGUGUGUCAAAGGUUAGAACCCAGAAACAAAAGGAACGGAUACGAUUGCUACGGCAGAAACGUGAAGCAGCAGCUCGGAAGAAGUAUACGUUGCUGCAGGACAGCAGUACAAGUGAUAGCGACUUGACGUGUGAUUCCAGCACAAGUUCAUCAGAGGACGAAGUUUCUGGAAGUGGCAAGAGGACGAUUAGUGCAGAUAUUCCAGAUGGCCCUCCAGUGACAGCACAUUAUGAUGUUUCUGACACUAACUCCGACCCAGGCGUGCUGAACGUGGAUAAUCUUCUUGCAGCUGCUGCUGUCCAGGAACAAUUCUCUUUUGGACAUCAUGAGUUUAAGGUGAACACAGUUAGGAACCAAGGACUACUCGAACAAUGCGUUUCAGGUCGAGGAGAAGAAAACUUCAUAGCAGCUGAUGGCUCCACAGGCUUCUUUGUACCUGAAAAAGAAGAAAUUCAGAUUGCCUCCUCAGAUAGUGAGGUUGAAAUAGUAGGAGUCCAAGAAGAUUCAAGGUGCACUCAGACUAGACCUGGUGUCAUUCAGCGAUGUUCAGCAUGGAAGCAGAGUUCUCAUUCAUACUGCCUCAGCAGCAGGGAGCAACAGCAGCAGAUGCAUUCAUGGUCUGCCAUUUCCCAGCCAACCUGGAGUGGGCCACCAGAGGUUGUUGACCUUACCCUUGAUGAAGAUGCUAGACGCAGAUACUUGCUGUGAGAAAUCAUGUGAUGUCUUUGUUCUGUGUUGCAAGAAGAGGAAAAAGAAAAAAAAUUGCUUGACAUCACCUUUCUAUUGUUCACAAAGAUUUGUAAAGUUAUUUCAUUUUUGUUCUCUGAGUGGAAUUGCUGUAGUUUCCAUCAUUUAGUACUACACGAAAAGGUAUGUUUCCUAAUUGUCCUAAAAUGUCAAUACAUCAGUAUUGUGGGGUCCAUGCAGGAAGAGAGUGUUUAUAAAUUUAAUUAGUAUUUACAUUGUGCCAGGUGUUUUAGUAGGUUAUUGGAUUCACAUUGCAUGUACCUAAACUAGGGUUGAAGAGUUAUCAGAGCUAAACCUGGCCUUCAGAUGGUGUGACCAUGCUGGAGCUGGGUGCACUAUAAAUUUAAGUAACAAGUAGUUGACUUCAAAUGUUUCUCUUUUGUUUUGAAGUUUAAAGACUGGUUCAGGAGAAGCUGAAGCUUUUUUUUAAGGCUAGCAUCAUGGCCUUUUGCUUUUGACCUCUCAUGUACAAUGACAGUUCACUUUAAUUACAACAUAUGCCAGUGAUAGAGUAGAUGGGCCUUUGGCCCAUGAUAUUGAUCGAUGCCACAAAGACUAAAGGGGAAAUUUCAAGUUAAUCAUAAUCAUUAUCUGGCAGUGUUGCCCAUUGUGUUAGACCUGAUCUGUUCAUUAGUUAAUUCAUUUAUUUGGAGAUAGGCCAGUUGCUGAGUAUAAAUAGAUGAAUCUAACAGAUCCUUGUAUGUCAUUCACAUUGAUUUUCAACAACUUGCCACAUCGACCAUGCUGUUUGCAGUCAUUUUCUCUGCUGUGAGCUGGAAAAUCCUGCAGUUACAAUUGCAAUAGAUUAGAAUAAAAAAUAUUGCAAUUGAAGGGAUGGUUUCUAUUUGUAUCCCAAUAGACUUGAUGCUAGUUACCAAUACAACAAAUGGUUGGACUCUCAAUCAUUGAAGUCCUUGUGCAAACCACCAAACUGGACAGAAAUAGUCUCUCCAAAUAAUUAUAUAAUUAAUGUGUGUAUAAAGUUGCAGGUAAUGCUAAAAGGGACGGUUCUAAAUUUAAAAGCAGUUGAAGUUUGCUAUCAAAACCUUGGAUUAAAAUCUCAGUUUGAGCUAUUGCUGCCAUGGAGGUUAAUGAGCACAGCUGAAAAUACAUUUUAGAAAGGUAAAGAGUGAAAAAUUGCAGUUUCCAUGCUCCUUCUCCCUGCAUCACUUUAUUUCAGGAAUGUGCAGGAAAGCACUAAUCUGAAAAGUGUGCUGCCACCACAUUUACUGCACAAAGGAAUUUUACCUAUUGACAGUAAGGCUGCAAAAACUUUUUAAUUAUUCCCCCAAGCAUGAUUGGUAAUUUGUAUUUUCAAUCCUGAUGGUAAUUUGUGGUCACUCAUAACAAUGCUGUCUGUUGUACGUGGUGGUUUAAAAUAGAACAUGUUAAAUCAGGCAGGAAACUUAGUACUACACACAUCACAGUUGUGCAACCAGAUGUGCUUACUGGCUACUUGAUUUACCAUAAAUUCUCAGAAGUUUCAUUUGGUGAAAUGCAUCAAGAUAACUUGUUUGGAUGAGGGCAUCAAGAUUCUGUGUUGUUUCCCAAAGAUGAGGAGAUUUUAAGGUUUCUGAUAUUAGCUGAACUUGGAUUAGAUGAUGAAGGUGGAACAAUUUCUUUUGUACCUCCAAUCAUAAUCUUGCUAGAAAGUUGAGCUUGCAUUUUGGGUAAAGUUUGAUUGGGUUUGGUUGUGAGGCAUCCCAUGGUUGAGAGGGCUGUCAUGCCUGUAAAUCACCGAAUUAUCCAGUGCAAAGUGACAUCCAUACGAGCGUUUUGAAAGCUACCUAAUUAGUAGCCCCACUGCACCCCCACCCGUUGCUCUUCCCCCAUGGCCCUGUAAAUUGCUUGCUUUUGAAGAAUAAGGUAAUUGAAAGAAGUAUUGGAAGGAAGUAAAUAUUGGUGUGCCAUAACAUCUGGCAAGUUGUAUUUCUUGAUUUAUCUCUUUGGAAAUCCUGCUUAAUGAAUCUGCUCACUUCCUGAUAUUUGAAGGAUUUUCAUUUUGGAAUCAAAGCUGCAAAGAAAACUAGGCCACUUAUCCCAUUGACUGAUUAUUGUAGUGUUGUGGUAAAUAGCAGUUUUAAUUUAUGUAUAAUGUUGUUCAUAGUGAGCCCUGUUGUUGAAAGUUGUGUACCAUAUUUUAGCAGCCUUCAAUAACAAGCCUCGGAAUCUUUUUUAAACUCACUAAUAAAGUUUUCAGAUGCAUUAGUAUUUCAUCUUAGUGGCAUAAUGGAACAACUACAAUUACAGUUAUGGGAGCCUCUCAUCAGAAAGGUACCUCUUUAGUCACAAGUGUAAAUUAUCAUCCUAAAGACUAAUGUGUUUAGUAAUAGCAUUCAAAUUUUGUUUUAUUUCAGUCCUUUAUGCUUUUAUUCAAAAAUUUUUGCAUUUAAAGUUUUUAGUACAUUUUGGUUCAAGGAAUGUGAAUAAUGGUGGAUUUCUCAUUGCACACCAAACCACAGCCAACCUCUCCAAGUUCAACUUAAGCUAGUUUCCACCUUUAUCUAACAUUGAUUGUUUGCAUCAGGUGUGAAUCAAGUGUUCAAAACUUGAUGCAGCAUAUGAACAUAAGAAACAGGAUCAAGAUUAAGCCCCGAUCAGCCCCUGGCCUGCUUCACUAUUCAUUCAGAUCAUUACUGAUCCAUUCUUGGCCUCAAAUACCACAUUCCUUCUCUCUCUGUACCCCUUUACUGGCUUGUAGUUUAAAUGUCUGACAAUCUCGCACAAAUAUAUUCAAUGAAUCCACCUCCACAGCUCUUUGAAGACUAAUAAAAGUGAUUAGAACCCAACAUAUAGUUUGAAGCACUGAUCUUGAUUAUUACAUUGUGAUGUCUAACUCUAGAAGUUGCAAUUUAACUGUGUGGAAUUUUAAUAGUCUCUUGCCUACAGGUUACCAGACUAUGAGUAAUACUCAGCUUCCUGUGAAGUAUAUAGUUAAACGAAGAAAGCAAUCUUCCCACUUCAAAAUAAAGUGAAAGAAUUCCAUUCAACCCUUAAACGUACAAUAAUUUUGGUUGCAAGCUUAAGUACUUACACAGGGCCCAUUAGAUGACAAAACAUGGGGUAUUAUCUACAAGCUAUCACGUAAUCUCAAGAUAAAUUGCAUAAAACACAUCCUUUGUGCUUAACAUCUUAGCUGAUGUUUGUGACAGUUUUCCACUUGGACAGGUUUUUCUUUGGUGUACAGUUUUACAUGUUUAUUGCUCUUAAAACUUCGUGCACCAUUUGAACCAAUUAGGCUACUUUGUGAUAGCUGAGAUUCAUAUACCUGGAUUGUCUCUGAGCGUUCUACAGGUUCAAGUAUCCAAUUUUGUUGUGUAAAAUUACUCUCAACUAUUGGAAAUUCCCAUUUAAUGUUGUCCAUUCUUUGUUGCUCCAUAUGUGCUCCAGCAUUUAAGGAUAAUAAUUGUUUAAUAAAUAUGCUGCAAGUUAGAAGUUCACAGAAUUGGUACGUGACAGGUGAAGAUUUCAAAUGGCUAACUGCUCCUCUGUUAUACUAAGUGUUUUAUUGCUGGUUUAUGCACUGGAAAAAGAGAGGUGGUAUUUAAUAAAAAGUCAGGUUUUAUAAUUCUGUCAUUAGCAAAAUGAAGAGGAUGCUGCUAUUUAAUUCCAUGUGAAUUUUAAAUUGUCUAGUCCCCAAUUGCAAGGUGCAUGCUAUCUUUAACAAAAAAAAUGUUGAAUUUAUUAAUGGUCCUUGCAUACUGCUGUUCUUCUGAAACUUUCUAAACCACUUCUGAGUAGUGCCUGCAAACAGCAUUAAGAUGAAAAGUUGAGAGUAGCCCUUCACCUGAUGAACAGUGUGAAUCAAUCCUCUCACUUCACUAUGUUUGUCCAGAGUUCUUUAACUUUAGAAGAUGCAGUAAAAAUAAGAAAACAAAGCAGUGGAUUAAUCAAAUGCAGAUGUUAGUCUGGUUAGAAUGGUGUCUGCUUAUUCAAAUUUGGGGUUUGAGUUUAGUGGAAUGAUAAAACAGUUUGUUCUUUAGCUUGAUCAUUUUUACCUUUUCUAUUCAGGUAGAAAGGGGCAGCUACUUGUAUCUCAAUAAAUAAAUUGAUACACUUCAGUGCUACACAUGAGGUAUUGUCCAUAGCCUAUCCUGAGUAAUUUGAUGUGAGCUUGUUUAAAGCAUUACAUCUAACCCAGGGUAUUAAAGCAGGGAAGCAAGUUAAAUUAGUGUUAUCAUAUCUGGCACAUUACUCAGCAAUCUCAGCUGAGAUAUGCAUACCAAGAUAGCAAGUGAAAACAGCAUUAGGCUCAACUGUGAUGUCACUUUGCUGAGGUAGUCUUGGUCACUGUGAGAGUUUCUGCUUGAACACCCACUUAAAAGAUGGAUUGAAGGACUAUUAUUAUGCAUUGAUUCCUAUCCUGCCAUACAUCAAUUUCCUGGAGGAGAGAGAUUAGGAAGGAAGCAUGAGCUGUUGAGUAAAUUCUCUGGAAGAGGAUUUUCUUUGGCUGAUACAAUUGCAUAUAGUGGGAGAUUUCCCACAGAAUCUUAUGCUUUCUGUUAUGUAGGCUAGAACUUUUCUGAUUUUCCAGAUGAUACAUAAUCUAGAAACCACAAAAGGCAAAGUGAUGUUGAAACUUUACGCGGAUACAGUCUAAAUAGCAUCCCCAGUAAAAAGUAGUAGGAUAUUUGCUCAUCAGCUACUUUAGGGAAUUCAGUACAGAAUUUCACCCAAAUCAAAACAAGGUAUCUGUGUGUAAAAUGCUGAACCACUACUACAAACAUUACUGUUUUAUUUUAAAUCUAAAUACUUUGGUAUUUUUUUUACUUCAAAACCAGCUUCUGCUUGAUGGUUUAUUUAAUUUUUGUGUCAAAUUCUUCAGUGUAGAAAUGGGAUAAAGUUUGCUGUUAUUUUCUUUUGAAAACAGUCACACUGGAUAGUAACAGCAAGAGCUAAAAGAACUGAGGUAUAAAUGCUUGUAAGUAGAUUUUAUUGAAGCAUAAAAAUGUAUAGAAUUAUUACAAGAGUUUUACGCGUAGUUUAAAGAAACAAUUCUAAAUAAUCUUUGAUAUGUAAAGUGAAGAUCUGAUGAGAUUGCACUAAUUAUGGAUUUUGUUCCCCCCCGUUUCAAAAUAUGUAAAUACUUUGUGCUGCCUUGUCUGAAGCUGUGGUGGCAGUGUAUAGAAUUUUAACUGUUAUGCAGUGAUUAUAAAAAAAAAUAGAAAAAUUGAGAAAGGAGAAUAAAAAAAAUAACUUUUAAA
Messenger RNA from Pristis pectinata (smalltooth sawfish), 7410 nucleotides. RefSeq names its product arkadia (RNF111) N-terminal like PKA signaling regulator 2N (gene ark2n). NCBI's taxonomy places the organism in Eukaryota, Metazoa, Chordata, Chondrichthyes, Rhinopristiformes, Pristidae. Gene Ontology annotation, biological process: ubiquitin-dependent protein catabolic process. Gene Ontology annotation, molecular function: ubiquitin protein ligase activity. Bases 926 to 2167 code for a protein of 413 amino acids. The transcript is spliced from 8 exons. The record is from RefSeq and is a predicted model, not a curated record.